This is a messenger RNA of Archocentrus centrarchus (flier cichlid), 2442 nucleotides long. It is a transcript of the gene ccn4a, whose product is annotated as cellular communication network factor 4a. Gene Ontology annotation, molecular function: integrin binding; heparin binding. The record is from RefSeq and is a predicted model, not a curated record. The transcript has 5 exons. Gene Ontology annotation, cellular component: extracellular region; extracellular matrix. Gene Ontology annotation, biological process: cell adhesion; signal transduction; positive regulation of cell differentiation. NCBI's taxonomy places the organism in Eukaryota, Metazoa, Chordata, Actinopteri, Cichliformes, Cichlidae. The coding region runs from base 217 to 1323 and encodes 368 amino acids.
AAGAGGAGGUUCGGGUGAAAGUGGAGCCGAGGGAAAGAGAGGAAACUGCCAGGAGCAGGCUAUGCGGGUCCAGACUCUUAUUAACAGGCUGUCAGCGCAGGUCCGCACGCAAACCGAGGGACGCGGAGAUGUCAGCGAGGGGACGAGGAUGUAGCACACCUGCGUGGAGCGGCGUGCGGCGCGUCUAAAAGACGGAACUCAUUCUGGAUUCAAUGCAUGUGCAGUUCCUCACCAGUGAUGAGUUGGCUCCUGUUGUGGAUUCUAACAGCAGCCGGGAUUCAACAGGCCUACUCCCUGAAUUCCACCACCAUGCCGCCUGCCGCGGCCAUCACAUCCCCAUCCGCAGACACAUUCAACCGCACGCAGUACUGCAAGUGGCCCUGCGAGUGUCCAGAGAGCCCCCCUAAGUGCCCGCCAGGUGUAAGCCUCCUCAUGGAUGGCUGUGACUGCUGCAAGACCUGCGCCCAGCAGGUGGGCGAGGUGUGCAAUGAGGCAGACACGUGCGACUACCACAAGGGACUGUACUGUGACUACAGCUCAGACAAGCCUAGGUACGAAAAAGGAGUGUGUGCAUACAUGGUGGGAACCGGCUGUGAGCACAAUGGUGUGAUCUACCGUAACGGGCAGAGUUUCCAGCCCAACUGUAAAUACCAGUGUGUGUGUGUUAACGGUGCCAUUGGUUGUGUGGGGCUGUGCACAGAGUCGCAGCCUCCCCGUGUGUGGUGCCAGACCCCACGGCGAAUCAAAGUCCGGGGACAGUGCUGCGAGCAGUGGAUCUGUGAUGAACCCAGGAGAGGGCGCAAGACAGCCCCACGACAUGCAGUAGAGGUUUACCCGCCUGAGACCACGAGCUGGCACAAGAACUGUAUUACCCAAACUACCUCAUGGAGCCCCUGCUCAAAGACCUGUGGCCGUGGCCUGUCCAUGAGGAUCUCCAACGCCAACGACCAGUGUGAGUUGGUUAAGGAGUCUCGUCUCUGUAACCUGCGGCCAUGUGAGGUCGACAUCACCAAACACAUCAAGCCAGGAAAGAAAUGUCUUAAUAUCUACAGGGAAGAUCAGCCAUCAAACCUCACCAUCUCUGGCUGCACCAGCAAGAAGGCCUACCGGCCCAAAUACUGCGGCAUCUGUACGGAUGAGCGCUGCUGCAUCCCCUACAAAUCCAAGACCAUUGACGUGGAGUUUGAGUGUCCUAAUGGGACGGGAUUCACCUGGAAGAUGUUGUGGAUUCAGGCCUGCUUCUGCAACCUCAGCUGCAAAAACCCCAAUGACAUCUUUGCUGACCUGGAGAAUUAUUAUGGGUACCCAGAGGUUGUGAACUGAGAAGGGACCUGUCUGUUAUGCAGUCUGCACAAAGCUUUCUAACUUUUUCUUGACUUUCAUUUCCCAUGCUCGUUUUUUGUUAGUCCAAUUAUGUGUAAGGGAUUUUGUUGGGUUUUUUUCCUAUUGGAAAAAUCUGUAAAUAUCAAAUGUGUCUCCAGAAUGGAUUCAUAAAGCAUGGUGUGCCUUUGAAGACUAUUUAAAGAACUUUGCAAAUGAAAAUAUUUGACCAAGCAUGUGAAAUAUUGAAGGUCUAAUUUAUUUAUGUAGCUUUUGGCAUAUGUAAUAAUACAUUGUUAUUUUGAGGGUGUCGCAAAAAGACAUUGCUUGCCUGCCUUUAAACUCACGAGUGAAAGGAAACUAUACUUGCAGAUUUUUCCUUCAUACAUUUCAUUUUCCUUAUACGCAGAGAUGAACUGAGAUCCCCGGGACUACAUGUUCAUACACAAUAAAGACAAUCAGGGACGUUCUGUUACACGCUUUUUAUUGUCAUUUUUUUAAUAAAUACAAAUGGUUAUGUCAUUUUAAUGCUUUUCUACAACGUUAGAAGGUUGUGUAUUUACAAAGCUGUAUUUGUGUGUUCUACAAUGUCAAAUGUUGCAGUAGUGCAAGUAAAAUACAGGAGUAGAAGGUAUCAGGUAACUUCUAUGACUAUCCUCGUGUUUACAUGUGGACCUCUUUCUUCACUCACUCAAGAAUCCACACACAUAUAGAAGCAGCACAUCUAAAAAGGUGAACAAUUCCAUGGCACAUUGAUUGCAUAGAAAUCAUCAUAAAAAUCAAAACGAGAAAUGCUUUUGAUCCAUUAAUAAACCGUGUGAUGUAAAAGCAUUAGCAUUUGUUUUUCCAGUGUUUUUUGAUUGACGACAGAGCAUACAGUCUCAGUGGAAUGCACUUAUAAUUAUCUUCUUUUUUUUGGAUCAAUUUUUAAUUCACCUGUGAAUAGUUUAACAAUCUUGAGAAAAACAAAGAGAAAAGAAAGACAUUUGCACUGUGAAGCAAUUCGCUGUGCAUGAUAUCCUUGAAGUCUGCCCUUUCAUUUUCAAAGUUAUGUGUCGUGCCUCCCCAUUCUCUCUCCACAUCUACAAAUCUGCUCCUACAUACGAACGAUAACUCGUACAU